Populus euphratica (Euphrates poplar) is the source of this 543-nucleotide messenger RNA. Its product is annotated as TMV resistance protein N-like. Gene Ontology annotation, biological process: signal transduction. The transcript has a single exon. The record is from RefSeq and is a predicted model, not a curated record. The coding region runs from base 1 to 543 and encodes 180 amino acids. Lineage: Eukaryota; Viridiplantae; Streptophyta; Magnoliopsida; Malpighiales; Salicaceae.
AUGGCUGCUGCUUCUUCGAAAUCCCAGUUACCAGAAGUAUCCUCAUCAACUUCUAGGUGCUCUUAUCAUGUUUUCUUGAGCUUUAGAGGCAAAGAUACCCGCAAGAAUUUCACUGAUCACCUCUACACUGCUUUAGUUCAAGCAGGAUUACACACGUUCAGAGAUGACAAUGAAAUUCGGAGGGGUGAAAACAUUGACUACGAAAUCCAAAAGUCAAUCCAUGAGUCAAAGAUAUUCAUAGUUGUGUUUUCAAAAGACUAUGCUUCUUCAAGGUGGUGUUUAGAUGAGCUCCUGAUGAUCAUGAAGCGCAGAAAAAUCUGUGGGCUCAUUGUUUUGCCAGUCUUUUAUCAUAUGGAUCCAUCAAAAUUGUCUGAACAUGAAGCAUUUGAUUGUCUUGAAGAGGAGAAGGAUGGCAGGGUGGAGGCUUGGAAGGCAGCUCUGAGAGAGGUUGCUAAUCUGGGAGGGAUGGUUUUGCAAGAUGGGUACACAACUUUCUGUUUUCCCCUUUGUAUUCUUAGUUUCAACAAUACAAUUAGCAACUGA